This is a messenger RNA of Rosa rugosa (rugosa rose), 1203 nucleotides long. RefSeq names its product putative B3 domain-containing protein At5g66980. The coding region runs from base 1 to 1203 and encodes 400 amino acids. Lineage: Eukaryota; Viridiplantae; Streptophyta; Magnoliopsida; Rosales; Rosaceae. The record is from RefSeq and is a predicted model, not a curated record. The transcript has 5 exons. Gene Ontology annotation, molecular function: DNA binding.
AUGGGUAGGAAGCCAACUAAGAAAAAAUCCUUUUUCAAGGUCCUGCUUGGUGACUUCUCUAAUCAUCUGCGUAUACCGCCCAAGUUUACCAAGAACCACAUCCAACCAUCACUUUGCAAAUGUGUUCUUAGAGGCCCUAGUGGACAACGAUGUGAUGUGGAACUGGAAAGGAGAGAGAAUGGCUUGUUCUUCCACAAUCAUGGUUGGCAUCGCUUUGUGAAGGAUCAUCGUCUACAAUUUGGGGACUUUCUGGUUUUCCGUUAUGAUGGUGAAUCGAAGUUUAAGGUUAAAAUAUAUGAUAGAACUUGUUGUGAGAUAGAUGUUGAAGUAGCCAAGAGGAGAAAUGGCCUUCCUGCUGCUCCCUCGGCGAAUGAAGGCUACCAAUUAGCUUGGGUAAAAGAUGAAAUUGUUGACCUGAAAACCGAAUACUACAACAGAGACGAUACUGAAAAUGCUGACAAGAGAAGAAAUAAUCAUAUGUCUGGAAAGCCGCCGAGAGUUGAGGAUGGUAAUAAAGAAACAUCAACUGGAUCCAUCAUCUUCAAAUCGGAGUAUUCAUGUUUUAAAGCAACUUUGAAGACAAGGUGUUCACGAUAUAGGAUGACGAUUCCAAAGGAUCUAGCCGUGACCAAAGGUCUUAUGAGUAAGAAGACUAUAGAAAUUGAAGACUCAACUGGGAGAUUGUGGCCUGCUAAACUUGUGAGUCUCACGUCUAAAGAGAACAAUAAGACUUGCAGCUUGGCCAUGUCAACAGGUUGGGGAGAAUGUUCUAAAGCCAACAAGAUUGCAGUUGGGGACACCGUUGUUUUUGAGUUUGUUAAACAAAGUGUAAUUGGACUUCAUAUUUUUAGAAAAGGUCUAGGAACAAGAGGAGGCAAUAAUAGGCCUAACUCUGUGAGGAUUCCAAACAAAUUAGUCAUGGUUAAAGGACUUACGAGUAAGAAGACUGAGAAGAUUCAAGAUCCCACCGGGAGAUCAUGGCUCGUUAAACUUCCUCUAGAAAGGUAUGAAUCCAAAGGGUACAGAUCUAGUUACGAUCGCUAUCACAUGGGAAGAGGUUGGAAAGAUUGUCGCAAAGCCAACCAGAUAUAUCGCAUGGGAACAACCUCAUUUUUUGAGUUUGUCAAGAACAGCAUAGUGCAACUUCAUAUCUUCAAGAAUUGGCAUUCUGUGGUACUUGAUGCUCCCAACUUCAAAGCAUAA